Amphiprion ocellaris (clown anemonefish) is the source of this 6361-nucleotide messenger RNA. RefSeq names its product haptoglobin (gene hp). The record is from RefSeq and is a predicted model, not a curated record. The transcript is spliced from 5 exons. Gene Ontology annotation, molecular function: serine-type endopeptidase activity. Gene Ontology annotation, biological process: proteolysis. NCBI's taxonomy places the organism in Eukaryota, Metazoa, Chordata, Actinopteri, Pomacentridae. Bases 5328 to 6272 code for a protein of 314 amino acids.
GUGGGUGACACAUUAAGGCAGACAGCAGAUACAUACAUGUCUCCCUUUAUGUACUAUAGGUAUGGGAAAGUCUGCACAUUUAGGCGAACUCAGCACAAGAUUUUCUGGAGAUUUCAGAAUUUUCCACAGUGUUUGGACACCAUCAACAGGGAGUCCUUCAAGUAUAAAUGUUGUAAUGAUGAAAUAUACAGAUGUGGACGAUGGAGAAUCUCUUCUACAGUCUCUCCUCAUAGCAAGCAUUUGUUUUGAGAACCAUUUUCCUUUCUAGAACGUGUAGUUGUUGUGUCCCGGUGUGAACAGUUCAAGGGUCAAUAUUUAACUGCAGGACUUUUUGUAACAUAGGUGACAGGUAUCAUAGUUGACAUUUUCGCUGUUUUCAGGCCUAAAAUCAACAUGGCCGCAUAUAACCAAACACCACAUGGCAUUUUUACAGAAAGAUUCUUCUAAAAUAUGAUAUAUACAAUUGAGUAAAAUUGAAAUUAAAAGUUAUUUAUAAAGAUAUUGUAGUAAACCUGUUGACAUGUGAUAAAUCCACACUUGACUCACACUUUACAUUAAAUAACUCAGAAAGCCUUGGAGUCUUGUCAGUCUUUUCUUCAGGAGGAAAUGACAUCAUGUGGUGCAGGUCAUGUGAUCUGGAAUGAACACACUUCCUUGAGAGGUGUUUUUGUAAUUAGUUGAAAAUGAUUUCUCGAACACAGAUAAAAUUUGUUGUUUUCCAUAUAUAAUUUGAUAUAUUACCAAAAAAGAAAUAUCUGUCAUGAUUAUCUCAACUUAAUAAAAAGAACACAGUCAAAACAAUUUUUGAAUAAGCUCAUUUUAUCAUUGUUUAGCUAAUUAGAAGGUGAUUGUUAUUAAAUUUGGAUGGUAAUUAGGUUGACAUUUUAUUGCUAUCCAGUCAUUUUUUAUUAAGUGAUUGUUUCCAUAAUAAAUAAUUAUGGAAUUUGUAAAGACAUGAUCAUAAUGAACAAAAAAAACAUUUUUUUUUUGCUUUUAAUGAAAAUGUAUUCAAGAUAUAUCCCAUGGACUUAAAAAGUCCCUCAAUUAUAUAUUGACCCUCAUGCAGUCACAAACUUUGGGCCUCAUGCAGACAUCAACAGAGGGAUUCGUGCAGAUCCUCAUGAACUUGGGCAGAUGGUGAAAUUACAUCACCGGAUCCUUGCAGACACACAGACUUAGAAGGCAUGAAUUGGCCUUUAUGUAAUUUCUAUGGUGCUUCAGUAUAAAGUAUGUAAAAGGUGCGUCUUCACUUUGGAAGACAUAAACCAGAGUAGUGUGUGGCAUGACCGAUUGACCAGUGACAACACUUUUGCAAGCCGGAGCCCUGAUUGUCUUUGUUUGAGACUGAAAGGUGUUUUAAAGGAGUCUCUGCUAGUUUGUUGUCCCCGGAGGAUCAACCAAACUGACUGGUGCAGUGACUGCACAUAUUAAUAUAUCACUAUCUUCAGACUGAAGCUCAGAGUAAUGGAAAAUUUAUUAAACACUUUAAUCUCCCUCUGUGGAAGAAUCUUUUUUCAGUUUCUUUAAAAACAUGCUUGUAUUUUCUGAGUUAUGUUGUGGAGAUGAUCUUUGCAACCAACUCUUAAAUGAGCUUUUUAUUGUCUACCGGAGGACUUUGAAAAAAAUUAAUUGCUAAAUUUUACACUUGGUCAGAUCAAGCAGGCUGUUUACAACCGUCUGCUUUUUCCUGCUCUGGAAGACCUUAAAGCAGUGAUGAAAGACACAUUUUUUCAGAGAUUACAUUCAUGUUGAAUUGUUUUGUUUUGGCUGGGACAUAGUACUUUGAGUUUGAGGAAUUUUGUAAUUAUUAGCUUGUUUUUAAUGAAUUUGUACAGUUAACAGUCUCUAAAUUCAUGCAAACUCUGUUUUGCUCUUGUGUGUAUGUGGGGAAAAGGAGAAUCGCACUCUACAAAAAUCUGCUUUAAGAUAACAAUAAGAAAGCAGCAAUAAGAAAAAACAAAGGUUACACUAUGAAAAAAAAAUGCAAUUAUUUUUAAGAAUUUAAACAAUGACUAAAACAAUACUCUGCUGUCCUUCUGAGGAGAACAUCUGCCUGAUCUUUCUUUUUCAUCUGCAGCAGCAAACACACUGGAGGUCGGAUGAUAUAAGAGAUUUGCAGACUUAAAGGACUGAGAUGACUUUGCUGAGCUCCCAGCAGCGAUGCAGGAAGCCCUUCAAGUCAUCUUCCCCUCAGCUGAACUCUCACUGUCCUCUGUGUUAUUAUUACUCCCAUAGGUCUGGUCUGCUGCUUUUAUAGUUAUUCUUAGGUUUUCCUCACUCACUGACACAAUGAAAUGCCUUUCUAGCUAAUCGCCACACUGCCUGCUGAUCCCAGAAUACACAGCGGUCAUUAGAUGUAGCCAGUGAAGUCAACACUUCUGUGAGGAUCAGCUGUGAGCUGCCAAGCGCCUCCUUCUCCUUUUCCUCCGGCUAAGUCCAGACCGGCUUGUCUCCCAUAUGUGGUGUCGAAGGGGGAGGAGAGGCUUGGCUUCCAGACAAGCAAAACUUAAAAAUACGACCACUUCGAUGUACAGUUUCCUCAUAUAACUUUGAUUGGACUCAGCACUUGUACAGCACUCUGUUUCUGAGAUGCUAUUUGUGCUGCGUUUACAGUCUGAAUGCAAGGAAAGUCAGGUGUAUCAUCUGGAACAAGCAUGAACCAAGUGUUUACAGUUGAUCUGUAUGUAUUUACAAGGUCAAUAAUGAAGGCUUUACAGUUCAAACAUGCUUUUUUAUUGCAUAGAGUAGUGUGAGUAAACAGCAUCUCAGCAGAACACAUUGGAUAAUACGCAGCUAGUGAAGACGCAAAAAGCAGUAGAAAAGGGAAAAUAAACGCAUCAUUGAAUCAACAUAAAAUAUAAUUGCCAUCUUUGUAAAAUUUGUAAAGCAUUUAACCAAAUAGUACGAAUACAAUGGGACAUAUGAGGACGAACAAAUGGAGACAGAUAGAUAUUGUGUGUCUAUCCUUGUCCAUUUAAUAUUUUAACGUUCUAUGGCAACCACUUUGAAUUAAUAUAUAAUAAUAUAUAUAAUGGGUUGCAGGGUGGGACCUACCUAGAUCAGGCUUAUCCUGGAACAUCCCAUAGAUUCUCAGUAAGAUUUGGAUCUGGGGAGUGUGGAACCCAGGUGAACACCUUAGCUCUGUUGUAUUCCCCAGGCCACUCCUGAGCAGGUGUGUUGGGGUACAUUGUCCUGCUGAGGGUGCCGACUGGCAUCAAGGACUGUUGUUGCCAUGGGGGAGUCGGGGGUUGAGGGAGUUGCUUGACCUGUAAUGUUUCAGUAGGUGGUACAUGUCAAACAUCCUCAUGAAUGUCAGGACUCAAGGUUUCCCAGUAGAACGUUGCAUUAUAACAAGAUGAUCGAUAAUAUUCACUUCACCUGUCAGUGGUCAUAAUGUUGUAGCUGAUCGGUGUAUAUAUAGCUAUAUAUUUAUCAAAAGAUAAGUACAAAGAUUGUGUAAUUCCAUAAAGCUUCAGUAGUGCAAAAUUAAUAGAAAUGUGCGAUUUGCGUAGAAUUUAUAAAUUUACAAGCUGAGAUGCCUUUCAAUGAAGUCCAUAAAGUGUCACAAAUCAAUUAUAAAUGUUUAUAAAUAAUAUAACAAAUACAUAUUUUUCAAAGGAGUGAUUUAGUUACAAAUACAGAGAUGGUCCUCUGUGUUUCAGUGACUACUGAUCAAGGAAAGUUGUGAAGUAUAUUAAAAAUGUACCUGCUACGCAUCAUGUUAAAAUUAGCAUUUUGCUCUCAGAGCUUCUAUCAUGGCUGCAGAUGUGGUCUUCUUGUAUCAUAAAUUAUUAAAAUUUCAUAACUUGUUUUCUGUUGUUGGACUUCACAAUUAGUCAACUAAAUGUUGUGUGUUGUAUAUACAGUAGUACUACUAAUACAUAUUCAUACAAUUUAGUGCUUAUCUUCCUGUCUGUCUCACCAGUCAGUUGCAGUUAUUUAACAUACAUAUCAUCUACUCUGGUACUAGAACAAACUUCUUUUCCUUUUUUCCUCACUCAGUCUUCUUUUCUGGUGUGAUGCACCUAAAUAUUUGUUAGACAUUUAGACGAAUGCAGUUUGUCUUUUACUUCACAUAGAUGUCAUUUGCCGGGAUUUGUGUUUGUUUUGCCUUGUUUUUUUCAUUAAUAUAUUUUCUCAAACAUGAGAUGCCAAAUCCAACGAACCAUUGUUUAAAUCAGAGAGACUCUACAGUAAGCAUUAUAGGCCUCAGGAAGACAAGACAUGAGGACUAGAAGAACCAAUCUCUUCUGGAUCACUGGUUACGAUACUAAUCAACCCUGAAAGUUACAAGGUAAAACUAAGAGGAUUUCUGGGUCAUUUGUCAGCUUCAACAUCACGAUUAAAAACGUAACCUUGGAGAAAGAAGAAGCACUUUAUAAUCAACAUCAAAGAAGAAAUACAAAACUCAGUAAGAGCCUUAAAUGCCUUUAGCCUUUUUCUUCUAAAUACGCUGUGUAUUUCAAUUUGUGAAACAUUCCGCUAGAAUUUUCCAAAUUAUAUUUCAAAUGAAAAGCAUUUUUAUGCAUGCAACACCCUGUUUUAAGGACCGAUUACAAAAACACAAGACAAAACAAAUACAGUUAAACAUGAAGUUGCACAUAAUCAUAAUCAUGUGACCCUAGAACCAUAGAUCGACGUAGCGCCUGGCUCCAAAAAUGAAGCCUACCCGGAAGUGUCAAAAACUUGCAAUAUCACACCGUCCGAUAGGGCUGGGUCCAAAAAGCUCUGGCUCCAUAGACCUCAAUUCAUCACGGGAAAAACUAAAAUUUGAUAGACUGCUUUUCUACAGCUCAGGAUUUUUUUCCAUUAGCUGUCAUGGUCAAAACGAGAGAUCAGGUCGCCGAUCUUAAAAGAAAUCAAUACUGAAUUUUAUACAGAGCGUUCAAGUUUUGUGGAGCCAGGGGGCGGGGCUACUUGACUGACAGUCCGGUCUGGAAUGUUUGACAGGUCAUAUGGAGGAGGCAGCAGAGACGCUCAUUCACUGUAAACUCUGUUCUCGUUUGGAUUAACUCUGGUAUAAUAACUGUUGGUUUAUUUAUCGGCGAAGCAGCAGAACAUUUUCCACAGAUUGUUUUUCUGCCUGUUGGCUUGUUUUAACCAGUUUUUUACCUUCGGCUGAUUCUACCAACAGACACUGAAAGGACUCUGAUAGUUCGACUGCAGAGAGUCUUCCAACUGAUGGAAAGUGAGAUUUCACAAUUUCAGAUUCCAGGAAUCAGCGGUUUUGUGCCAAGCAGGAACUUCCACAGCAGAACCUCUCUGCAGAUAUAAAAACCCCAGUGGGAACAUGCACAGCAGACUUAGGACAGAAUACUAUUAACAAAAUGGGGUUUCCUUUGACUGUGGUCCUUCUGGCUGCAUUGGUCUCUCUGGCAGAUGUGGCUCAUACUGAAGAAAAGAAAAGCACUGAAUCAGCGUCACUACGUUCCAGGCGGAUGAUCGGGGGGAUGCUGGCCCCUCACGUCCCCUGGCAGGUCAUGGUCUACAUCGGUGAGAGUAUCCUGGAUGGAGGCUAUGCAGGCGGAGCUCUCAUCUCCGACCGCUGGGUGCUGACGGCCGGAAGAAACCUUUUUGUCAGGAAGAGUCGACAGGACACUCGGGGAAAAGUUCCCGUUGUCCCUAAAGUGUACCUAGGAAUCUCACAAAAGGUGGAAGCAGAUGCCUCCAAAGAGGUCGCUGUAGAGAAGGUUGUUCUCCAUCCGUGGUUUCAGAACCAGUCUGACUGGGAUAACAACUUGGCUCUGAUCCAGCUGAAGGAGUCUGUGGUUAUGAGUGAUAAAAUUACCCCCAUCCCUUUGCCAGAGAGAGGCCAGGAUCUGACUAACACCAGGGGAGGGUCAGGGGUUAUCGCUGGCUGGGGCUGGGGGUCCCUCCUCACUCAUGCUGCAUCCCUCAAAUACCUCGUGCUGCCUCUGGUCAACGACUCUGACUGUAAGGCAGAAUAUGAAAGUUCUGAUCACACGCCGGCUGUAGAUGACAACAUGUUCUGCACUGGACCCACCACGUUUCAGGAGAAUGUUUGCUUUGGUGAUGCUGGAGGCGCUCUGGCUGUCACAGAUGCUGAAACUGGGGACAUUUACGCUGCAGGGAUCCUAUCUUAUGACAAAUCCUGCACUAGUCGCAAGUAUGGAGUCUAUAUGAAGAUUUCCUCAUAUUUGCCCUGGAUCCACAGCAUCAUCAGGGGAGAUACAGAGAAAUCGUCUGCUCUGCGCUCUGAUGCGAUGUUGAAGAUGUACUCAUGGUUGCAGACUGGGAAAAAGAACAUGUGAAUGGAUGUAACUGUAGCAUAAUUAAAUCUAGCAAUAAUAACAGUAACAAAUGUUGUAUCCUCACAUGAAUAAAUCUAGUUUUGAAUGAA